This is a messenger RNA of Manihot esculenta (cassava), 920 nucleotides long. Its product is annotated as dehydration-responsive element-binding protein 3. Lineage: Eukaryota; Viridiplantae; Streptophyta; Magnoliopsida; Malpighiales; Euphorbiaceae. The transcript has a single exon. Bases 177 to 872 code for a protein of 231 amino acids. Gene Ontology annotation, biological process: regulation of DNA-templated transcription. Gene Ontology annotation, molecular function: DNA binding; DNA-binding transcription factor activity. The record is from RefSeq and is a predicted model, not a curated record.
GUUGUGUAGCUUGAUUUAAUAUGCAAUAGAAAAGCAGAUUAUCACUUGUAGAUUUACACUUCCCCUCAAAAGCCCAUUCAUUAUUCCCCUCUUCCUCAUGGUUACUUUCUGUUUGUUAAAUUUCUAACAGUUGCAUCUUGUCAAGAAUCAUAACCUUCUGCACCAUCCCUUCAACAAUGUCAGAAGAAAAUACCAGUAUCUAUUCUUCAUCUCCACCAACAUCAACGUCUUCCACCACCAACGCCGCCGCGGCCCCUAGCAAGUCUAAAGCUCAAGACCCAGAAGAUAGAACACCAAAAAGAGCAAGGGAUAGCAAGCACCCUGUGUAUAGAGGUGUUAGGAUGAGAAGCUGGGGCAAAUGGGUGUCAGAAAUACGUGAACCCCGCAAGAAAUCACGUAUUUGGCUUGGAACAUUCCAUACGGCGGAAAUGGGGGCACGCGCUCAUGAUGUCGCUGCCUUGAGUAUUAAAGGUAACGCGGCGAUUCUAAAUUUCCCAGAACUCGUUGACUUACUUCCCCGUCCAGUGUCAUUAAUGCCGCGAGAUAUUCAGGCAGCCGCUGCUAAAGCUGCUUCCAUGGUUGAGUUUAACUCACUACCUUCUUCUUCUUCUUCUUCUGUAAUAUCGGAGUCAUCAUCCUCGGUGUCGGUGUUUGAGGAUGUGUCGGAAUCCGAGGAAUUAAGCGAAAUCGUGGAGUUGCCAAAUAUAGAAGGAAGUUUUGACUUGGCCGAACCGCAAACCGAGUUUAUACUAUUUGACUCGGUGGAUGGCUGGGUUUAUCCUGCCGAGAUGAUGAGUGGAGAGUUCUCUGACCAGUUGCUGGAAUUGGAGAAUCCGGUUUCCAACAACUUUGGAGCUUCAGUUUGGAAUUAGAGGUUAAAAUUGGUAUUUCAAAUAUAUACACACUUAUAUUUUUAUGGC